GCAUGCAUAUAAGCCGAUCGAGUCCAUCGUUGGCCGUAGGGGGAAGAAUGUUCAAGAGUUCCCGCACCCUUGCAGCCCUACUUCUGCUGCAGCUCACGUGUCCUAUUCCCGGAUGGACGGGUGCAGUGUCGGAGAGUACCUCUGCCUCCACUGAGCUCUGCUCCAGCCCAGCCACAGAAGCAUGCAUCAAUGUACUAAUUGAG
This is a messenger RNA of Geodia barretti, 203 nucleotides long. NCBI's taxonomy places the organism in Eukaryota, Metazoa, Porifera, Demospongiae, Tetractinellida, Geodiidae. The record is from the annotation of a GenBank genome assembly.